UCCUGAUCUUCUGCCUCCAGGAUUCCAAACUGUUGGAAGUUGGACAGAUUCCAGCCUCAGCUCCUGGGAGGAUCAAGAGAGCCCCGCCCUAAGCAAUGGAGAAGGGCCACCUCAAAAGCAAAAAUGAAAAAGAACACAACCUCAAAGUCAAGGGAACUGCCCGCAGCUUGAACAAAAUGAAGCAGACCAAACUCACCGUGGGCAGCCUGGGAUUGGGCCUGAUCAUCAUCCAGAAUGGGCCUUACCUGCAGAUUACUCACCUCAUCAAUAAAGGGGCUGCAGCCAGUGACGGGACACUCCAGCCAGGUGAUGUUCUGAUUAGUGUUGGGCAUGCUAACGUGUUAGGAUAUACCCUCCGUGAAUUUUUAAAGCUUUUGCAAAAUAUCACCAUAGGAACAGUGAUACAAAUCAAAGUUUACCGAGACUUCAUUGACAUACCCAAGGAAUGGCAAGAUGUGUAUGAUUUAAUCCCUGAGACCAAAUUUCCAGUUUCACACACACCAAAGAAAAUGGAGAGAGCAAAAGAUGAGCCUUUUGUAAGCAGAGAUGACCAUGAAGAUGUAGUUUUAGAUAAAAGACUGAAGUAUUACAGAUAUCCUCGGUCAGUUUGGAAUCACCCUGUAAGGAUUCCGGUAUCAAUCUCCACAGAAUGGCAUGGAUAUAAAAAGAAGGACCAUACUAUUAGUGUUGGCAAAGAUGUUAACUGCGAUGUAGUAAUUCACAAAGAUGACAAGAAAGACCUGAGGGCCCCUUCUCCAUACUGGACAAUGGUGGAGCGAGAAAAUGCCAUCUCCUCCACCUCCUCCUCCUCCUCCGCCGCUUCCUCCAACUCAGAUGCCUUUUGGUUGGAGGACUAUGCACAGGCUGAGAAGGGUGAAAGUCAAAAGGUAUCAAAGUUUGGUUAGGUAUUGGUUUGCAAAUCUGUGGCCACAGAAAUUUUUAUUUUUAAAUAUCCAUUUUUUUGUGCCUUACCAUGUAUAGGUUUGUAAAAUUCCUACAGCACUUAGCAGCUCUGAGAUUGUACGAAAAGGCCUUCAUAGACUUUCAGUUAAUAGCUCAGAACUUCCUUCCUGUGGUCUUAGGGUUCCACAGAUCUGUUCUCAGAUAACAUCAUUGUUCACUCGACUUUUACAUCAGGUAGAGGAGCCCAAUCAUCAGAAUGGCUGACCAUUUGUCUUUUAAGGUAAAGUUUUCUUUGUGUGUUUUUGGGCUGGUUGUUUACAUUACAACCCUGCCCCCACCCUUUCAGUGAUACCUUUACUUGGAAUGUCAGACUGAGAGUUACUUAAAGGAGACAGGACUGAAACAGGUGAGCAAGAGACUGCCACAGACAAGGGAAGGCAGACAUAAAUGAUGUUUCUUAUCUACACAUCUACACAAAGGGGGCAAAACCCAGACUGUUCAAUUGCUGUUAUCCCCAAAUAAGCAAUUUUAAACUUGUUUUUAUUUAAAAAAGCCACCAAUAACAAUCUGGAAUUACUUUUA
This is a messenger RNA of Mesocricetus auratus (golden hamster), 1485 nucleotides long. It is a transcript of the gene Pdzd9, whose product is annotated as PDZ domain containing 9. NCBI's taxonomy places the organism in Eukaryota, Metazoa, Chordata, Mammalia, Rodentia, Cricetidae. Gene Ontology annotation, molecular function: protein binding. Bases 96 to 905 code for a protein of 269 amino acids. The record is from RefSeq and is a predicted model, not a curated record. The transcript is spliced from 4 exons.